AGAGUAAUAUUAAAAAUAUAACCCAUAGGAACGAUAAUAAUGAAAUGUGGAAAAUAUAAAUUUUCAAUUGUAAAAAAUGGAAAUCGCAAAAAAAUUCACGUCAUUACAAGAAAUUUCAAAGGCCCAGCUCUCUAAAAUCCUGAAUGUCAACUCGAGCACAAAGUAUCUUAUUUUGGAACCAAGCCUUAUCAGACCUUUGGAAAGGGUUUGUGGGGUGAAGUGGCUAAAGGGUAACGGAGUUGAUAAAAUUUUCAAGCUAGAAACAACAACACCUGACUUUAGUAAUAGUACACAUUUUUAUAUGAUACACUCAGACAUAAAACUAUUCAAACAAGUUGUUAACCAGAUAAGGUCAUAUGUAGAUGUAGAAAAGCCAGUCAAGGAUAAAUUUCAUAUAAUUGUAGUACCACGAUAUAUUUGUACAUACGAAAAUGAAUUGGAAGAGUUGGGAUUAUUACAUGAUUCUAUCAGAUUGCAUUCCUUCCAGUGGAUGCCCCUUCACUUAGACGCAAGAAUCUUAAGUCUGGAAAUACCAAAUAUAUACAGUUCUCUCUUUGUCUACCACAAUACUUCCUACUUACCUAUUCUAUCAAAAGUUUUAUGGCAACUCUGUUUUGUGGUAGGAAAACCUCGUUUAGUUUUAACCUUAGGCGAAUAUUCCAAUGCAUUGGUGUUACAAUAUGACCAGCUCUGUGACGAUAGAGGAGAAACUGAUAAGGUAGACUCUGACUUCAGUGCCUUGGUAGUAGUAGAUAGAAAUGUGGACUAUUCCAGUGCCUUACUGACUCCAGGAGUGUAUUCAGCCUUACUAAGUGAAGUAUAUCCCGUAAGCGCUGGUAUUUGUCAAAAUAAACAAGAAGAAAGUGGAAAAUUAGAUGAGAAGUUCAACCCUACUGUUGAGAAACAAACAGUCAACAUUAAUAUGGAGAGUACUUUUGAUAGUGUCUAUGAUGAUAUUAAAAAUCGAUAUUUUACGGAAGUGACUUCCGUAUUGAGCAGUUUAACUAAACAAUUGAAAACAGAAAAGAUGAGCUCUAAGGAAAUGGCUCUUGAUGAAAUUAAACUUUAUGUCAAAACUCAACUUCAAGCUACUAAUUCUAGAAAAAAGUUUAUUACCAAUCAUUUACUUGCAGCAGAAACUAUUAUUAAUACACUUGGUUAUCGCUAUGAAAAUCAAAAAACCAUUGAGCAGAAUAUAAUAAGAAAUUGUGAUAAAGCAACAAAUAUAAAUUUUCUCAAUGAACUUUUAGCUACUGAAAAUAAUAGGUACACAGUGUUGCGCUUAUUUUGCCUCAUUGCUAUUGCACAGUCUAUGAGUGAGAGUGAGAUCAGGACCUUUUGGCGUAAAUAUUUACAUCAGUUUGGAUUCCAUUAUGGGUUUGCAUUCAGUAAUUUAAUAUCAACAGGUUUCAUUUCAGAACCUGCUCAAACUACGGGUAGUUUUAAUUUGCAGGGAAAAAUAAAAAUUCCUUUAUUUUCCUCUCGAAAUUUUCAGAUGAAUGCAAAAAAUUUGAGACAAAUACCUCAAGAUCCUGAUAAGAUCAACUUAAAAUACCCAACAUGUGCAAGUUAUGUGUAUGGUGGAAAUUAUAUUCCACUCAUUACUCAGAUUGCUGGAUUGUUACUCAAUUCUGUACCUAUAGAGGAAAUCAGAACAAAGUUGGAGGUUUUUGGUAAGCUGUCUAUUAGAAAUGACAGAGGUUAUCCUCUUCCAGCUAGAAAUAUUUUGAUUUAUAUAAUAGGUGGAGUAACUUAUGCAGAAAUAGCUGCAUGUAAUUUAUUAGAAACCAUGACUGGAGCUCAGAUCUGUAUUUUGAGUGAUAAGAUAAUAACAGGAAAUGAUUUGAUGGAAGGAAUAUUGAAUUAUCCAAAAUAGAUUAACGAUUUUAUACAUUGUGAUUGAAAUUUUCCGAAAGAUAUAUUAAUUGAUAACUUAGUUGUGAAAACUGAUGUUAGAGUCAGUGAAAUUAUUUAUUUUGAACGAAUAUUUCUACUUUUGGGCCA
Messenger RNA from Leptinotarsa decemlineata (Colorado potato beetle), 2004 nucleotides. It is a transcript of the gene Vps33B, whose product is annotated as Vacuolar protein sorting 33B. Gene Ontology annotation, biological process: vesicle-mediated transport. NCBI's taxonomy places the organism in Eukaryota, Metazoa, Arthropoda, Insecta, Coleoptera, Chrysomelidae. The record is from RefSeq and is a predicted model, not a curated record.